UUAUCAGGCCCUUUGAUAAAUCUGUCACGCUCGCACAAAAACGAGGAGGUCGAUGCGGGCGAUCUCGGCGGCGGCGGCGGGCAUGCUGCGGGCGCGGCUCCGCGGGGGCGGAGGCGACGGCGCGGGGCGGUGGACGACGCCCGGGCACGAGGAGCGGCCCAAGGGGCACCUCUUCAACCGGCCGCCGCCGGGGGAGUCGCGGAAGUGGGAGGACUGGGAGCUUCCCUGCUACGUCACCUCCUUCCUCACCGUCGCCAUCCUCGGCGUCGGCCUCAGCGCCAAGCCCGACCUCACCCUCGAGACGUGGGCGCACCACAAGGCCCUCGACCGCCUCCAGGAGAAGGACCUCGCCGCCGCCGGUCAGGUUCCCCGCGAACUCUAGAUUUUCUUCUUUUUUUUUCUUUCUUUUCAAACGGUUUGUACUACGUUAUGUGUAAUUCCGUAAGUGGAUUGGAUGAACCUCAAACUGAUAAAAAAAAUGUACAUCUACUGAUGUUUCUCUUGAUAACUGUAGUAUGAGUCAUGAUUGUAUCUCUCUUUCUUUCUUUCUUUUUUUGGCAUGAUGGUGAACAUGUUAUACCUUUUUAGUGGUUUGCAAACUGAGAUUUUUGCAUACCUGUUGCAGUACAUUUGUUUGUUGGUA
This is a messenger RNA of Oryza sativa Japonica Group (Japanese rice), 643 nucleotides long. RefSeq lists its product as uncharacterized. Lineage: Eukaryota; Viridiplantae; Streptophyta; Magnoliopsida; Poales; Poaceae. The record is from RefSeq and is a predicted model, not a curated record.